This is a messenger RNA of Dufourea novaeangliae, 3638 nucleotides long. It is a transcript of the gene Trpgamma, whose product is annotated as transient receptor potential-gamma protein. The record is from RefSeq and is a predicted model, not a curated record. The coding region runs from base 16 to 3375 and encodes 1119 amino acids. The transcript is spliced from 16 exons. Gene Ontology annotation, molecular function: store-operated calcium channel activity; inositol 1,4,5 trisphosphate binding; protein binding. Lineage: Eukaryota; Metazoa; Arthropoda; Insecta; Hymenoptera; Halictidae. Gene Ontology annotation, cellular component: cation channel complex; membrane. Gene Ontology annotation, biological process: calcium ion transmembrane transport; regulation of cytosolic calcium ion concentration; manganese ion transport.
CACAGUAUCCAUGGGAUGAACGAGGAAGAGAACGUGGUGAGGCCGCACCAGGAAAUGGCCAGUCUGUCCUGCCAUGAGAAGAAAUAUCUUCUCGCGGUGGAACGCGGUGAUGUGGCCUCUGUGAGAAGGAUGCUCCAGAGUGCCCAGGAAACCGAUAUGAAUAUCAACUGCGUGGAUCCUCUAGGACGAUCGGCCCUUCUGAUGGCGAUCGAUAACGAAAAAUUGGAAAUGCUGGAGCUACUGCUCGAGCACAAGGUCGACACCAAGGACGCUCGUCUCCACGCCAUCUCCGAGCAAUUCGUCGAGGCGGUAGAGGUUCUCCUGGAGCACGAAGAGACACUUCACAGAAACGGGGAGCGUCACGUUAGUCGAAUUCCGGGAAAUUGUUGUUUGCGUUUCCAGAGCUGGGAAGCAGUGCCGCCGGACACAGCUACCUUCACGCCGGACAUUACACCCCUAAUUUUGUCCGCUCAUAGGGACAACUACGAGAUCAUUAAGAUUCUUCUGGAUCGUGGAUCUACGUUGCCUAUGCCUCACGAUGUUCGUUGCGGGUGCGACGAAUGCGUAACGUCCAGAAAGGACGAUUCCCUGAAGCAUUCCAGAAGUCGGAUCAACGCCUACAGAGCGCUGGCUUCGCCGUCCUUGAUAGCUCUAUCCUCAAAGGAUCCUAUUCUGACUGCCUUCGAGCUCUCCUGGGAACUUCGGAGGCUCUCCUUUCUCGAGCACGAAUUUAAGUGCGAAUACCAGGAGCUUAGAAGGCAGUGUCAAGACUUCGCCACCGCGUUGUUGGAUCACACCAGAAGUUCCAAGGAGCUCGAGAUCCUCCUGAAUCACGAUCCCACGGGGCCAGCUUUCGAGCACGGGGAGAGGAUGCACCUGAAUCGCCUGAAGCUGGCCAUCAAGUUCCGACAGAAGAAGUUCGUGGCGCAUCCUAACGUGCAGCAGCUACUGGCGUCGAUUUGGUACGAGGGCCUUCCGGGUUUCCGGCGGAAAAACAUGGUCCUCCAGGCAGUGGAUAUCGUGCGGAUAGGUGUACUUUUCCCGUUCUACAGCGUCGCGUACAUCAUCGCGCCGCACAGCGUGAUCGGGCAGACGAUGAGGAAACCGUUCAUCAAGUUCAUCUGUCACUCGGCCUCCUACUUCACGUUCCUCUUCAUGUUGAUUCUAGCUAGUCAGAGGAUAGAGAGCGUGAUUGGCAACUGGAUGGGCCACGGCGUCGUCGAGCACGACGAGCCAGCGCCAACGAAACGGGGUGCAGCGCCCACGAUCGUCGAAUGGUUCAUCCUGGCGUGGGUGUCCGGUCUGAUUUGGUCCGAGGUGAAGCAGCUGUGGGACGUCGGCCUCGAGGAGUACGUGAACGACAUGUGGAACGUGAUCGACUUCGUCACGAACUCACUUUACGUCGCCACCGUCGCGUUACGUGUAGUUGCUUACUACAGGGUGCAGAAGGAGAUGGAGAGCCAGGAGGCCGGUACCGUGAUCGAACUGCAACGCGAACAAUGGGACACGUGGGACCCGAUGCUUAUAUCGGAGGGCCUGUUCUCCGCCGCCAAUAUAUUCAGCUCUUUGAAACUCGUCUACAUUUUCUCGGUGAACCCUCAUCUCGGACCUCUGCAAGUCUCCCUGUCCAGGAUGGUCAUGGACAUUAUGAAAUUCUUCUUCCUCUACGUGCUGGUGCUGUUCGCAUUCUCUUGCGGUCUGAACCAAUUACUUUGGUACUACGCUGACAUGGAGAAGAAGAGGUGUCCGUCAGCGAUGUCUUAUUCCCCUAACGCCAGCGUCACCACCGACUCGAAUGCCUGCAUCGUGUGGCGACGUUUUGCAAACCUCUUCGAAACAGCGCAGACCCUCUUCUGGGCGGUGUUCGGUCUGGUCGAUCUCGAGAGUUUCGAGCUGGACGGCAUCAAAGCGUUCACCAGGUUCUGGGGUAUGCUGAUGUUCGGGACCUAUUCGGUGAUCAACAUCGUGGUGCUGUUGAACCUAUUGAUCGCCAUGAUGAACCAUUCCUAUCAGCUGAUCUCCGAACGCGCGGACGUCGAAUGGAAGUUCGCCAGAAGCAAACUGUGGAUCAGCUAUUUCGAGGAGGGCGGAACGGUCCCACCACCUUUCAACAUUAUUCCAACCCCGAAGAGCGUGUGGUACAUGGGCCAAUGGAUGUACCGGAAGCUUUGUGGCCACAGCCGAGCUGCCAAGAAGGAGCACAUGCGAACGAUUAGGCGGAAGGCGAAGCAGGCGUCCGAACGGGACUUCCGGUACCAGAGCAUCAUGAGGAAUCUGGUUAGGAGGUACGUGACGGUGGAGCAAAGGAAGGCGGAGAGCGAGGGCGUGACGGAGGACGACGUGAACGAGAUCAAGCAGGACAUCAGUGCGUUUCGGUACGAGUUGAUCGAGAUCCUGAAGAAUUCUGGGAUGAACACGUCGACAGCCAGCGGAGCCGGUACCGACGGUAGCCUUAAAGAGCUGUCCAUAGGUGCGGGCGGUAAGAAGAACCGUCAGAAGGAGCGUCGGUUAAUGAAGGGAUUCAAUAUCGGCCCUCAGCCUGGGGGGAGCGGCAGUCUGCCGCCUGUAGACGAGUUCGUAUGCUUGGAACAGCAGGUGCAGCACGAGAACUCGCAAGAGUUCUUUGGUUCGACGUUGAGCGGGAUAUUCGGGCCCGGGACCACGCCUAAGAAGAGUCCUCAUAGCACCAGCACGAACAGCGUGCCCGGAUUGGCUUGCAGGCAAGUUCGAGAGAUGAGAAACAGCUCGAGGAAAAAACGAUGGGGGAACAUCAUCGAGGCGGCUACGACUGGCAGAGUCUCCAGGUUAAUGAGUAGAUCUCGUUCGGAGGACUCUGUGUACUCGCCCGGUUCGGAGGACGGCGGUUCACGGUCCGAGGGAUCCACGGACUCGAAGUCCUCCUUGGAGACCGCCGGACGCGAUGUUCAGGCCCGCCAUUCGGAUCGACCACAACCGUCGCAACAUCACGAAACCCAUCACAUGCUCCCUCACGGUCUGAGCGCCCUGGUCUCCCUGCGCACGAAACCCGUGCACACAAUCGCCUCGAACUUUGUUUCGAAGGUGUCGAAGAAGCAUCCGUUGUACAGAGCCAGUAGCGUUCCCACCAGAGGACCAGAUCUGACGCAAGCUCCUCCUAGAAGACACGAGGGAACGCAGAGCCAACAGCCCAGCAUCGAUAAUCCUGAGGGCAACACUGCUAGCGAGCAACCUGUGGUCACCGCGGUCCCGUUGACUCCGUCGACCACCGAGGAAAGCGUGGUAGCCAGCGGGUCUCUUUCUGUGACGCUGAAGCGAAACGGUUCGGCGACGCAGUUGCAACGACUUCAGGGGAUCGAGCCGAUAUCCGGUCACGAUGUAUCCAGCGGAUGGCUCUGAGACGAUCCCUCGGUCGCCUAGUCGCGACGUGUCAACUAACGGAAGAGAAAAAAUAAAAAAAGACAAACGGGGGAACUCGAACGACAUCGACGAGAUCUAUAUUCCCAGAUUUGAUUUUUCCACCAGCCGCAAAGGCUGGGACGACGACAUCGAUCGGGACACCCGAUUCCAUGGAUCAGAGAUCGCGUCGUCGUCGUCGGCACACGCACAAUGAUGCCUUUCUAACGACGACGGCACUUUCCCGAGACAGAAAAAAAAACAAG